GUCCAUGUGUGACGGACAGGUGGAUCUGGGUUUAACGUUGAGUGUUUGCUGUCUUCCAGAUUGAUGUUGGGGAGAGGAGCUAAACGCAAGUUUCGUGAGAAUGACGCUGGGCUGGAAGGCAAAGGGUGUUGUGGGCCGGGCCCAUCCCGUGUGUCGUACACACUGCAGAGACAAGCCAUCUUCAACAUCUCGCUGAUGAAGUUGUACAACCAGCAGCCGCUGACGGAGCCCAGUCUACAGAAGACAGUCCUGAUCAACAACAUGCUGCGUAGUAUACAGGAGGAGCUGAAACAAGAGGGGACUCUGCGACCUGUCUUCAUCACCCCCUCUCAGUCCACGGACACACUGAACGAUAACUACCGUGAGGUGCAGCUUCCCCCCCUCCCCCUGGCCCCCUCCUCCUCCUCCUCCUCCACCCCUCCAGCCAGCUCCUGCCUCACCCCUGCCUCCCUGCUGGAAGCGGACCCCUUCCCUGCCCCCCUCACCCCACCAGCCACGGGCAAGGCCCCCGCCCCCACGCCCAAGGACAGUUUUUCUUCCGCCUUGGCGGAGAUUGAGGAGUUGUGUCCAGCGCCCGUUGCCGGCAACGUGAGGGGCUACCAGCGCCCCGCUGAGCCGGGCGAGCUGAGCGGCCAGAGGGAUGCGGAGAUACAGGAGAACAAGCCAUCGGAAGCCAAGCCCGCAGAACCAGCACCCGGCAGCUUGGAGAUCCCCAACACGGGCUUCCUCACGGACCUGACUCUGGACGACAUCCUGUUUGCGGACAUUGACACGUCCAUGUAUGACUUUGACCCCUGCACCGCGGCCACUGCGCCCAGCGCCAGGGUGACCGCCGUCACCACCGACGAGAUCCUGAAGACACUCUCGCCCUACAGCGGCCAGUCCGUGGCUCCAAGCCAACCCUUCAAAAUGGACCUGGCCGAACUUGACCACAUCAUGGAGGUUCUUGUGGGCUCCUGAUGUGACACACGACACUCGCUCUGAAUACCCACCGCUUAUUUACAGAUUCCCUUCAGCCUUUAUAGUUUGCAAAUCCAUGGAGUCACUGCAACUUUACAAUAGUGCAUGCAUUGUUGCAACUCUACAAUGGUGCAUGCAUGGUCGCAACCUUGCAAUGGUGCAUGCAGUGUUGCGGCGUUACAACGGUGCGUGCAUUGUUGCAACUUUGCCAUUGUGCAUGCAUCAUCGCAACGCUGCGAUGGUGCAUGCAUGGUUGCAGCUUUACAGUGGUGCAUGCAUGUUCGCAGCUUUCCGGUGGUGCAUGCAUGGUUGCAACUUUGCGACGAUGCAUGCAUCGUCACAACUUUGUGAUGGUGCGUGCAUUGUUGGGACUUUACAACGGUACAUGGAUUGUUGCCGAGUAUGGUUUGCAGUUCCACCAGGACCGUGCCCACAAGCGGGAGCAUGCACGUGCUCUGUCCAUCAUGUCUCGUCUCCGAGUGAGCGGACGGACGGACUCUUGCCGCGGAGCAAGGUUGUCCUCACACACCGGCAGGCACGCUGCAGCCAGGGUUGUCCCGUGCAUGCGUUAUGUUAAGGUGCAGGCAGGCAGGCAGGCUCCACACGCGGCUGUUUUAGUUCAGCCACCGGGCACCAGGAGACGGUUAACUCUUCUAAACCUGUGGUCUAGCUGUGUUUUAUAUUUUUGUACAGGUUCGGCAGUGGAUCGCAUUGUUUUAUACAACGCUGGGUUUUUUAUACACCGGAUAGCUAUUUUGAUAGGACGUGCUCUGGCGAUCGUGAACAAGAAUACUUGUACUUUUAUACAAAGCGAUGAGUGAGGGUCGGCGUGUUGGGUGUGAGAGUGUGUAAGUGUGAGUAGCGUGGUUCACUGCUGGAGGCAGGGGGGGUUUGGGCAGACGGGCCGGCCUUUAGCCCCACACUGAGGACUGGACCCGUACAUCUUUUAACCCAUUAAUUACAGUCUUUAAUUCACCCACUUGGGGCUGAGCAUUUAGAUCAAAACCAAAGUUUGUCAUUGACAGCAUCGACUAUACAGGGACAGAACCCCCUCCCUCUCCCUCUCUCCAUCCCUCCCUCCCCUAUCCUGGUUCCCCCACCACUCCGGCUGCCCUCAUGAUCAAAUAUUACCGAUUGUAUCUCGUUGGCAUCUUCCCACCAACUAACUGGGAUCCAUUCCACAUUUUCCUUCAACAUCGCCCCCUUUGAUCUCUCGUUUUCACUCCUUGCCCUUCCAUAUCUCUGUGUCUCCCUCUCCCCCUGACUGUCAGUC
Messenger RNA from Amblyraja radiata (thorny skate), 2233 nucleotides. RefSeq names its product SERTA domain-containing protein 2. Gene Ontology annotation, molecular function: transcription regulator activity. The transcript has a single exon. Bases 64 to 960 code for a protein of 298 amino acids. The record is from RefSeq and is a predicted model, not a curated record. Gene Ontology annotation, cellular component: nucleus. Lineage: Eukaryota; Metazoa; Chordata; Chondrichthyes; Rajiformes; Rajidae.